AUGGCGCCGUUAUUAGGCAGCUGGGAUGGGGAUGGGUCGGAGACCGCACAGUUAAGCAAGACCCAGAAGAGUAUUCUCUAUGUUGACGCAUACGACUCAUUCUCAUACAAUGUCGUUGCGAUGCUGGAAGAGACCCUUGGCGCCAAAGUCACAGUAAUGACCAUCGACUCCGAAUGGCCAGAUGGCAACAUGCGCGAAUUUCUACGCCACUACGAAGCCAUUGUGUUAGGACCUGGGCCGGGAAACCCCAACUUGCCUAAAGAUGUCGGCAUCAUGCGCGAUAUCUGGAAUCUCCAGGGUGCCGAGUUGCUCCCGGUGCUUGGCAUCUGUCUGGGUUUUCAAAGCUUAUGUCUGCAUCAUGGUGUGUCCAUUGACCGGCUUCCGUAUCCUCUCCAUGGCCAAGUGCGACAUAUAUCGACAAGCUCGAAGGAUGUCUUUGAGGGCCUUCCUUCUGUCGAAGUGACACUUUAUCAUUCGCUGUAUGCCAAUAUGGACUCUUUGAGUCAUUCGCAGCGCUUAUCGUCGGAUCAUCUCGAAUUUCUGGCGUGGUUAUCUCUUGAAAACUCUUCUGGCUCGGAUAGUGAGAUCCCAAUGGCGGUGCGCCAUCGUCAAAAGCCAUUCUGGGGUGUACAGUUUCAUCCUGAAUCGUGCAAGUCAGAGAAAGAUGCUUGCAAGUCUUUGCUACAGAAUUGGUGGCGGAUGGCUCUUACCUUCAACAAGGUUGUCGGGCGUGGGGGAUAUGGGACUCUCUCUGAAACCAUCAUCAGUCCUCAGAAUGAUAUGAGCGCUUUCCCGGAUGUCGCUUACGAGAUGCUGAAAUGGAGCGAGGCGACUUCGGCUGUUUCGGCAUACCGGUCUCUGGGGCGAGGUCUGACUCCAGAGGAUGUCAGUGAGGUUUUCAACAAGCCCGGGGCGCCGACUGUGCUGUUCCAGUCUAAUGGGCGGUAUAGCAUUAUAUCAAUUCCCAGUCCGGGGUCCUGGAGACUUGAAUACAGCGUUGAAACUCAGCAUCUGAGUCUUUGCCAAUUACAGGGUGAACACGAAGCUGUCGAGAAGACUCUUUCUGUCACCCAGCUCUGGGAUGCUUUGCGAUAUUUGAUGGACAUGAAGAAGGUCAAUCUUGGUAGCCCGGAAUCUCCGUUCUGGGGUGGUUUCCUCGGCUACUUUUCCUAUGAACUGGGUCUUGCAUGUCUCCCUCAUCCAAAGGGGUCAGAUCACGUCUCUGUUUCAUAUGAACACUCGACUGAGAGGUCAUCGACUCGUUCUUUGGAAGAUCCUCCAGAUGCCAGCUUGCUAUGGUGUGACAGGAGCAUCAUUAUCGACAACAAUACCGGCAACCUUAUCUUGCAAUCGACUCGCGAGUCCGAUAAUCAGCCGUCGGGCUGGCUUGACGAGACAUUGAAAUCUCUAGAGGCUUAUUCAAGCAGCUCUAGAGCCGACCAAGAAGCCGACGCCCAAUUUUUGAACUCUAUCCUCUGCGAAGGAAAGAUUGUAUUCCCAGAGGAAGCCAUUUAUAAACGACAGAUUGAGUCUUGCAAGGCAGAACUGGAAGCCGGAGAAUCAUAUGAGCUGUGCCUCACCUCCGAGACAUCCAUCACCCUACCGACUCCCACAACGGAAGAAGGCCGUAUUACAUUCCCCUGGAAACUAUACAAGAAAUUGAGGAAAUACAACCCCGCCGCGUUCAGUGCAUUUGCAGACUUGGGACACGCCAAGGUCGUCAGCAGCAGUCCAGAAUGCUUCCUCAAUUGGGAUCGAGAGUCUACUUUGGAGAUGAAGCCGAUGAAGGGUACCGUCCGCAAGACACCCGAGAUGACCAUAGAGAAGGCUCGUGAGAUCCUGGGCUCGACGAAGGAAAUGGCCGAGAACCUGAUGAUCGCCGAUCUCAUUCGACACGAUCUGUAUGGUAUCUGUGGAUCUGGUGGUGUCCAUGUCGAGAAAUUGUUGGAAGUCGAAGACCACGGUCGCGUUUACCAGAUGAUUACCCAUGUCAAGGGUGUUGUCAAUCCCGACCACCCUGGAUUCGCUGUUCGACACAUGCCUCAGCUGAAGUCUUCCAACAUGGCUGUUCAUGGUCUAACGGCUCUUCAGCGGUGCUUGCCUCCCGGGUCUAUGACUGGCGCACCCAAGGAACGCUCCUGUAUGCAUCUCCAAAACAUCGAGGACAGGAAGCGUAGCAUCUACUCCGGCGUCAUGGGCUACCUAGAUCUGGGCGGUGGUGGCAGCUUCUCGGUUCUGAUUCGCACGGCAUUUACUUGUACUACCGAGCCUCAAGGUCAACAACAGACUUGGAGAAUCGGUGCUGGUGGUGCAGUUACCACCCUCAGCACAGCCGAGGGUGAAUGGCAGGAGAUGUUGACAAAGCUGCGCACGGUCUGCAAUGUCUUCGCUCCAUCCGAGGCUGAAGGGGCAAGUCGGUGA
Molecule: messenger RNA, 2421 nt
Organism: Penicillium atrosanguineum
Lineage: Eukaryota; Fungi; Ascomycota; Eurotiomycetes; Eurotiales; Aspergillaceae
Gene: pabA
Product: aminodeoxychorismate synthase pabA
Exons: 1
Coding region: 1-2421 (806 amino acids)
Biological process (GO): L-tryptophan biosynthetic process
Source: RefSeq, a predicted model, not a curated record